AUGAUGAGCGCGGAUCUGGAGCAGCAGGUUUCGCUCAGCACCUCUUCCUCCCAGUGCCUCAGCUCCGGUGGCUCGGCCGGUCGCGCGCUCUCGGCGAAUGUCCGGCGUCUCCACAACUCGCUCAACGUGCUCCUAGUGGACGUGGAGCGAGAGCAGUUCAUACACUGUCUCAAUGUGUACCACGCCAAAAGGAACGUGUACGACCUGGUUCAAACGCUCAAAGUCAUCCUAAACACAAGCACGAAAAGACAGUUGUUACCGAUGCUGCGACUCGUUAUCCCGCGCUCGGAUCAACUUCUGUUUGACCAGUACACUUCAGAGGGGUUGUACCUAAAACCCGAGCUCCUCACCGGUAACGGGACAGCGGAGGGGUACGGGGAAGGAGACGAUUUGGCGCUGCAGAAGUAUGUGACAUGUAUCCAGGAGCAGAGCAGCGGGCUUGGUGGGUUCCUGGACUGGCCGUUUUUGGGAGAGGUGCGUAAAGUGACCCUGACCCGAACGCGGAGCCUGGAGGGUUUGGGGUUCAGUAUCAGAGGAGGAGCUGAGCACGGAGUCGGGAUCUACGUGUCCCUCGUGGAGCCCGGGUCGUUCGCAGAGAGGGAGGGGCUCCGGGUCGGUGACCAGAUUGUGACGGUGAAUGACAUGAUGUUCGACGGGGUCACGCACAUCGAGGCGGUUAAGGUGCUGAAGGGCUGUAAGAAGCUGUCCCUCUCUGUCUGCUCUAUGGGCCGGAUCCCUGGAGGUUACAUCACUAACCACGUGUACAGCUGGGUGGACCCACGGGGGUGCAGUGUGUCCCCCCCACCUGACGAGGCUCACCAGAAGCAGGCCAACGCAGCCAACGAGAGGACGGUGAAUCUGAACAUGGAGGACGGCCGCUCGCUGGGUCUCAUGAUCAGGGGAGGAGCAGAGUACGGCCUCGGCAUCUACAUCACAGGCGUGGACCCUGGCUCCGCAGCAGACGCAGGGGCCCUCAAGGUGGGCGACCAGAUCUUGGAAGUGAACGGGCAGAGCUUCGUGACCAUCUCCCACGACGAGGCGGUGCACAUCCUGAAGACCGGCCUGCAGCUGCUGGUCAGGGUGAGGGACGUGGGAAAGCUGCCUCACGCUCGCACCAUCGUGGACCAAACCAGGUGGGUCAACAGCACCCAGCCUGCUCCCGAGACCGCCAGCACACCAGAGACUCCCUCCACAGUCCAGAGUGUCCCGAGUCCAGCCCGGAGUCCCAGCGCUGCCUCUUCCAGACCCACAUCGGCCCGAGCUGCACCCGUAUUAGCGAAGUCGGUCGGGUGCAGAGGCGUGGGUCCUCCAGGCCUGCAGGUGUCGCUGGAGCAGCAGGCCUACAUGUUACUGACACAGACGGAGAGGGAGACCAUGCUGUACUACCUGCAGGAGUACCAGCAGGGACACAUCACAGUGGAGCCUAUGGUCACAGCUCUGUUUGAGCUCUUCAACACCCACGCUAAGUUGUCUCUGCUGUCGGAGGUACGUGGUCUGGUCUCGGCUCAGGACUUGGAGGUGUUUGACCGGCUGGUGCUGCUCAGACAGAGGGAGGUGACCCAGGCCUUUCAUGGGGGACUGGGAGUGCUGCGGCCCCCGGGACACUGUCCACACCAGUCUGCAGGACAUACUGGACACACUGGAUCUGCUAAGGCUGACGGAGCGGUGGUUGGCUGGACGGAAAGGCACCAGGAGCAGAGUGUGAAUGCCUUACAGAACAUGGCACUGGAUGACGUGCAGAUGAGACAGUCCCCUCCCCUGUUCAGGCCCCCGAGCCGCUGCUCCAGAGAGCGGAUCCCCUCAGCUCGCCUGGUUCAACCCGGCCCAAACCGCCUCCUCCAGGACUGUCUGCACAAGUCCCUGAGACCCACGUCCCCCCGCGGCUGUCCCGGGCACCACGUCUCUAUGUCCGCUCUCCAUCAGCACCCGUGUACUCAGCCGGAGCCCCUCCCUCACCACUGCCACGCCCACCACCCUCACUCGGGACGGCCCACCUCCGGAAACCACCCCCCUAUGUUUCUGCAUUCAAACUCGGCACCGGCAAAAGCAGAAGCUUACUCCAGAUCCAGCUCUUAUGAAAAGUCUUGCGUUUCAUCCAAAUCGGGCUGCUCCUCCAAAGGUGUGUCUCCCCUGGCGUCUCCGCACCCCUCGCCCUGCGCCUCGCCCUGCCCCGCCCUCGUUACUCCCGCCCCCUCAACCUGUUCUCCAGACCAGCCCUGCUCCCCCGCUCUGGGUCACCAGGUCAUCGUCGACGGCAACCGACUCACAGCUGACUGCAGGACGCAACAAAGAGGGGGCACUCUCUCCCAGUUGUCGGACAGUGGGCAGACGCUGAGUGAGGACAGUGGAGUGGACAUCGCAGAAGCCGGGGCCCUCAGUAAAGAUGGCAGCCCUCGCCCCUGUAAGAGCCAGCUGGGACAUGUCGCAGAGGGGACACAAGCGCCACCUGCUGGAGUCAACAGGCAGCUGAUGUCACCAGUCCCCAUGGCUUCUGCGGUCUUAAUCCGAGUCAUGAAAAACUCCAACACUUUGGGCAUCGCUAUUGAGGGAGGAGCAAACACGCGGCAGCCUUUACCACGCAUCGUCACUAUACAGAAAGGAGGCUCCGCCCAUAACUGCGGUCAGCUGAGGGUGGGUCAUGUGAUCGUGGAGGUAAAUGGUGUUUCGCUUAGGGGACGGGAACAUAAGGAGGCGGCCCGGAUCAUCGCUGAGGCCUUCAAGACCAAAGACCAAGACUAUGUGGACUUCCUGGUUCUGGAGCCUGGACUUUAG
Messenger RNA from Periophthalmus magnuspinnatus, 2772 nucleotides. Its product is annotated as whirlin-like. The transcript has 13 exons. Gene Ontology annotation, cellular component: stereocilium tip; plasma membrane; cilium. Lineage: Eukaryota; Metazoa; Chordata; Actinopteri; Gobiiformes; Gobiidae. Gene Ontology annotation, biological process: sensory perception of sound; auditory receptor cell stereocilium organization. The record is from RefSeq and is a predicted model, not a curated record. Gene Ontology annotation, molecular function: protein binding. Bases 1 to 2772 code for a protein of 923 amino acids.